Cimex lectularius (bed bug) is the source of this 3435-nucleotide messenger RNA. RefSeq lists its product as uncharacterized. The transcript has 16 exons. The coding region runs from base 689 to 2317 and encodes 542 amino acids. Lineage: Eukaryota; Metazoa; Arthropoda; Insecta; Hemiptera; Cimicidae. Gene Ontology annotation, cellular component: plasma membrane. The record is from RefSeq and is a predicted model, not a curated record.
AGAAGUUAAUUUUAAAAAAUUAAUCAUUUAACUAGUUUCUUGAGCUAUAUCGUUUUUGUUUGGAAAGUGAACGAUUAGAGAGAAAAAAGGUUAACUUUUUACAUUGUUUUGAAAAACUUUUCCUCGAUUUUUUGAACCUUUUGACCAAUUUUAGUUCAACUAGGGUCUUUGUACUUGCAGAAAGGCUUUAAUAUAUAUUCGCAUUAAUAAAAAAAACAACUUAAAUGUAUUCAAAAUAUUUCCCAAUUGAUUUCUUUGCUCCCACAGCCCCGUUCCCUUUCAAGUCAUGUAACAUGUGAAGACUAUGACUUCAUUUCUAUAUUUAGCUCUGACAUCAUUUAACAUUUGCACCUUGAAAAAUAAUAUCAGAAUAUAUAUUAAUUCGUUUGGAAAGAAGGGAAAACCCCUAAUUAAAAUAGGCAGGUUUAGGCUAUUAAGCAGCUAAUAACAUAGACAUUAUUUCAACAGACGGUUAUCCUUUGAAAAGUUGCUGAAAUUUGUGAUUUUCUUUUUCCAGCUGGGUUGACAGGGCUGUUGGCGAGAGAUGCCAAUGGCCUUCGAAGAUGUUCUUCGGCAUUCUUAAGACUCGUGUCUCGCGAGACGUCCAACCAUGUCUGUAAAAUGUAUGCGGGAUGAUAUGCGCGAGGGGACGGCCUGCGCGUGACACCGUCGCGUUUCCUUUGGUCAAAUGUCUAUCCAGAGGGCUAAAAGCCUCGUCUCCAGAGGAUACCCGAGAACACGAAGAUACACACGAACAUCCAGGGAGUUGAUCUCAACAUGGAUAAAAAAGGUUGGGCCCAUAGAGAAAAACAUUCCGCCAGAAAAUGUACAAGCAUUACUUAACGACAUACGCUUAUUUCCGUCGUCGAAUGUGCAAGUCAGAGAAAUGCUCGAGUGUGCGAAGGAGGUCUCUGACAGAAGGCCACACAUCACAGAAUUUUAUAAUUUUACAUCACAAAUCAGACGUUCCCAUGAUAGGGGGAACCUUCACCAACUGAACAAAAAUGGUGAUCAGAAAAAGAGAAGACCUCGGAAAAUGUCAAAAUAUGUCUCUCCACAUGAUGUAUUCCUUGGAGGUUCGUGCAAUCCUACAACUUGGCGUCAUGAUGUAGCGAUACCACUAUUGGAAUCGCUCAACAUAACUUAUUACAAUCCACAAGUCUCAGAAUGGAGGGCGGAACUCGUCGAAGUCGAACACAAGGCGAAAGAAAGUGCCAAAGUUCUAUUUUUUGUUCUCGACAAGUGCACGAGGAAUGUCGUUGGCAUCAUCGAAGCGGCACAUUUCGCAGGCAGCCGCCGUCCCCUUGUUCUCGUCGCUGACAACUACACGGCUGACCAACCAGUAGGCGGUGAAGCAAUAUCACACACUGAGUACGAGGAGCUUUGCAGUGGUUUAGCCACAUUAAGAGAUCUUUUAGAGCUUCAAGGAAUACCGGUGUUCAAUAAUAUUCCAUCUGCCAUAAAUUGGACUUCAAAGAUUUUGAAUGAAUACAAAACUAUUCCACAACGCAACAAUUUAAAAAAUUCUUUAUUUUCUGAAGACACAAUAAGAAUAAGAAAACUGAGGGAAAUUUUUGAAGAUUUAGAGCCAAAUGGGAGAGGAGAAAUUAAUCUUAGUGACUUUUAUCUUGCCUACCAAAAGCAGGCUUUGCUAGCGAAAAAGCAUUCUUUGAUAGAUCUGAGAAGUCAUUUGUCUUCGUCGAAAGAUGUGAAUCCUGAAGGAGUAAAAAUAAAUUUUGACCAGUUCUGCUCUAUAGUGAGAGAUCUUAAAAGCACAUCAAAGUCCAGAAACGGAACGAAUGAAAAGCUAAGUGUGUGUUGUAAGUCAAGAAGUCGUUCACGUAUAAUAGAAGAUAAGCGUUACGACAUUUAUGUUGGUGGCUCUUGCCUUGAUCUUGAUUGGAAAAAUAAUAUCGCAAUUCCUCUUCUCAAUAAAAGUGGAUUGAGGUACAUAACAGCAGACAAGGAGAUACUCAAUGUCAGUGGAGCAACACCGAAUGAAGCAAGCAAGAUGGAAAGCAGCAACUUGCUUUUAUUUGUUAUAACAAGUAGCAGUCGGAGUCUAGAAACAAUGGCAUUGGCUUCUUACUACAUUGGGGCCAGACGAAAUGUUAUACUUUGUAUUCAACGCCUUCAUGAUUCAGAUUUGAUCAACGGAGAAAAAAUGUCGACGUCUGCACUGAGCGACUACAACCGCGGAAGAGUUUAUCUGAGAGAUAUGGCUCUCAGGAACGGCAUCGAGGUGUAUGAAAGCGUAUCAGAAACCGUCCAGAAAGCAAUUGAAAAGUGCACAAGCAGGGGAAGCAGUACUUUAUAAUAUAUAUUUUUUAAUUUACCUCUAUGAUAAAAACAUCACAAAAAAUUGUGAUAACUUGAAUAAUUUUAAGAAGUAAACACGGUGUAAAAUUGAUUAAGCUGUGAAAUUUUUAUUACAAGAACUUUUUAUAUCUUCAAUGCAUGGCUUUCCAAAACAAGAAAAAGUUGCGCUUUAAUCAAGCCUUUAAAUAAGAAAUCUCAUUUGAAAUAUGUAUAUUUUUUUAUUGUUCAUUAACAGUUUUUUGUUUAAUUUUUUAAAUGACCAAGACAUGCUGUAUCAUGUUUCAAUUAAAGCUUUUAUUUUACUUAUAUGUAAUAUCAAACUUAAAAAUUCUAAAAUAUUUAGUUUUGGUAUAACAUAAGCAUAAAAAUUAAUUAACGUUUCUAAAAAAAUAAAAAAUUAAAAAAAGCACUGAUAGACAUUUUGUUUCCAUUUGUAGGAUUAUUACUAAAACAUCACAUUGUAAAUAAGGGCAGGAAAUUAGAAUAGUGCACCUAUUGCAUGAUAAAGAUUUUUUUUUUUUUUUUUAAGUAUAAAGGAAAAGUUGGAAUGAAAAGAAGGAUCAAAGGAUGCUGAAUUUUAAAAAGAUUUUUUUCAGUUAAAAAUGUAAUGAAAGACCAGUUAAGUACCUGAAAUAUUAUAAUGAAGAUUGCUUAUGUUGUGUUUGUUUUUGCAAAAGGUUGUAACAAUAAAUUUAAAACUUAAAAAACGAGCUAAGAUGAUAAAACUAAUUGUUAAUUUAUCCCAACAAACUUAGAUUGUAAAAGUCUAAUAAUACUCAUAAUUUUAAGUAUCUUGAUAUAAUAAUUUAGAAUUUUUAUAAAAUUAAUUUUGAAAAAAAAACUAAAGAAAAUACUAAAGUUUCUAACUAAUGUACUUAAAUGUUUUGCAUUUACAUAUUGUGUAUAUUUUCUCAGCCGAUUGUAUUGUACGAUUUAUGUAAAUCAUUGUAGGUAAAGGCGCUAAUUUUUUUUUCUUUUUCUUUUUUUACUUGUGAAUUGUAUUGUUUCAUUUUUUCUCUCAUUGUCUCACUCAAAUUAUGUUUCUGUUUGAAUGUUAGAAAUUAUAAGUUCUGCAUUUUGUUUUAACAGUUAAAGAAUAAAAAAUAUAAACAUUUU